AUGUCGAAACUACAGCAAGAUGCCGCAGCCUUCAAAUCUGUUAUGCACCGGCAGGACCUAGUCUCCUGGCGUCGAGGAACACAAGCAGCUUCGACAUCAACAGCGACAACCAGCACGACGGACGGUGGCGGCGACUCGCAGUCCUCCCCACCAGCGAAGAAGAAACGGCCAAAGACAAAUGUCGUGUAUUCCCAGCCAGCCGAUACUGGCACGGGCACGAACGUCAAUACGCAGCUGGUUUAUGCGGUAUCUUAUUUGAAGAAUCAUAAUGGGCCUAUACGAUUAGACGACCUUGCCGCUUAUACUAGCACCCCCGUCAACACCGACCCCGUACUAUUAGAAAAGUUCAAAGCGCACGAUCGUGUGGUGUACGACCCCAAAACCGACCUCUAUUCAUACAAGAGCGAUUUCACAUUUAGAAACAAAGCCUCGCUUCUGACAGAGAUCCAAAGGCAAACGCGAAAAGGAGGCGGUCUUUCUGUUCGUGCUUUGAAGGAUUCAUGGAAAGAGGCACCGGCGGCCAUCGAGGAGCUAGAGCAGGAGGGCGAUGUGCUGGUCACUAGGACGACGAAAGACGGUCAACUGCGGAUGGUCUUCUGGAAUGAGAUCAAGCCAACGGACGAGGCAGGUGGGAAGCGGGUGGACCAAGAAUUCCUGGAUCUAUGGCACGAGCUCAAGGUGCCUAACGAGGUGGAUUUGCAGAAAGAGCUUGCAUCCGAGGGUCUACAGGUUACAGCCGCAGAGGCACCGGCACCCAAACCACCGGUUACCAAGAAGAAGGGCAAGCGUGGCGGGGCACCUCGACAGAGACAAGCGAAGAUCACCAACACACAUUUGAGGGGAGAAAUCGAUCUUUCGAAGGACUAUGCUCCUCCUGGAAAGUAGUCGUAUGGGCUGGGUGUAGAAUUU
This is a messenger RNA of Coprinopsis cinerea okayama7#130, 909 nucleotides long. Its product is annotated as transcription initiation factor IIE subunit beta. Bases 1 to 885 code for a protein of 294 amino acids. The transcript is spliced from 6 exons. The record is from RefSeq and is a predicted model, not a curated record. Gene Ontology annotation, cellular component: transcription factor TFIIE complex. Gene Ontology annotation, biological process: transcription initiation at RNA polymerase II promoter. Lineage: Eukaryota; Fungi; Basidiomycota; Agaricomycetes; Agaricales; Psathyrellaceae.